AUGUCCGCACCCAGCAGCCCUCCGUGGUCCACGAAGAUGGAGCUCAGCAGCCCCACGCCCGCCACACUUAGCACGAGACCUCAGGCAGACAUGGCCGCCAGCCCAGGCGGGGAUGUGCAGCCGGGUGUCAGCCCUGCUCCCCCACAGGGGUCAGCUCCCCACACAUCCCGUCAGGUUGGCGGCGAGCCAGCGGGGAACUGGAGCGGAGCUCUGGGCGAGCUGAAGGAAGCCUGCCAGCUGCUCCAGAAUCUGCGAGACUUCGCUCCAAGCUUCUCCUCGCCAGCCCAGGCCCCUGUCGUCAACCUGCUGGUUGAUCUGAGUGAGCAGACGCUGCAGGUCCCCUCUCAGAGCGGCGGCACUCCCGGCUCCCAGACUCCCGCCACUCUCUGCCACUUUCCACCCCUCAGCGUGAUGAAUGGCGUGGGAGAAAAGCAGCAGACACCCAAGCAGGACACUGAACAGCCCUCCCCUAGCCCAGCCCCAGGCCUCCCGCCUCCCCCAUGCGUGCAGGUGGAAGACAUGCUGGAGACGGCCUUGCUGGCCCUGGGGACAAUCCAGGACAAGUUCCUGUGGCAGAGCCCGGGCUCCACGUCCUCCGUGACGCUCACCUCCUCCCUUGCGUCCGUGCUCCUGAGCAGCAGCCUCAACACCAGCACGGGCCGCUUCACAGUCACCGUGAACAUCACCUCUGUGGAGAGAUCGCUGCUGGUGGCCAUCGAGCCUGCAAGUCCCCUCUUCCUCACCCUCUACCUGGGCUUCGAGCAGCCUCCCGACCACACCCACUUCCUCCUGAGCACCACCCUGCCCCAGAGCUCCGCGCGCCACAAAGAUGAGGACUACACGUGGGUGCUGACUCCCGAGAGCCUGCAGUACAGGACCGGCACCUACUACAUAACCGUCAUAUUGAAUGAGAAUACAGAGCCUGCCUGGCAGACGCCCAUCCUGGUCUCGGUGGUAACUGCGCUCACCCAGUGUUAUUUCUGGGACAAGAACAACAGGACUUGGAAGAGCAACGGAUGUCAAGUGGGGCUGCAGAGCUCGGUUGUGAAGACCCAGUGUCUCUGCGACCACCUGACCUUCUUCGGCAGCGACUUCUUCGUUGUGCCCAGGACAGUGAGGGUGGAAGACACAGCCGCGCUGUUCCGCCACGUGUCCAACAACCCUGUUGGGGUGUUGCUGCUGGCCAGCCUUUUGGGGCUCUACCUGCUCUUGGGGGUGUGGGCUUGGAGGAAAGAUCAGCAGGAUCUGCAGAAGCUACCUGGUGGAGAUCCACACGGGGCACCGCCGGAGGGCGGCCUGCUCCGCUCAGGUAACGUCUCCCUGCAGACAGCCUCUGCCCGCCCAGCGGGGGGGAGCCGCAGGGCCACCAGGGCAGAAGUGGGGGACAUCUCCUGUCUCAUCGUUGAGGUGGUGGUCACCCUGUACGGAUCGAAGAGGCAGAGCGAGCCCCGUCACCUUUGGGACCCCCAGAAGAAAGCCUUUGGCCGAGGGGCGCUAGAUGUCUUCCUGCUGGGCACCCGGGACCCCCUGGGGGACCUGCACGCCCUCCGGCUGUGGCUCCAUCACUCUGGGGGGAGGCCUUCUUGGUACAUCAGCCAAGUGAUUGUCAGUGACAUGGCUAGUAAGAAGAAGUGGCAUUUCCUGUGCAAUUGCUGGCUGGCCACGGACCUAGGCGACUUCCAGUGUGACCGGGUUUUCAUGCCAGCCUCAAGGGCAGAGCUCUUUUCUUUUAGACACCUGUUCUCCUCCACGCUUGUGGAGCGGUUCACUCAGGACCACCCGUGGCUCUCCGUGGCAACCCGGCAUCCCUGGAACCCGUUCACCAGACUGCAGCGGCUCACGUGCUGCACGACGCUGCUCCUCUGCGACAUGGUGAUCAACAUCAUGUUCUGGAGGCUGGAAGGCCCGGCCGCCACGAGGGACGCGCACAGUACGGCCGUGCCCGCCUGGGUGUGGGCUGUAGCGUGGGACGCGUCCACCUUCGCUUCAAGGCUAGAAAUAGAGCUGUAG
This is a messenger RNA of Perognathus longimembris pacificus (Pacific pocket mouse), 2010 nucleotides long. Its product is annotated as polycystic kidney disease protein 1-like 3. The record is from RefSeq and is a predicted model, not a curated record. NCBI's taxonomy places the organism in Eukaryota, Metazoa, Chordata, Mammalia, Rodentia, Heteromyidae. Gene Ontology annotation, biological process: detection of mechanical stimulus. Gene Ontology annotation, cellular component: membrane. Gene Ontology annotation, molecular function: protein binding; calcium channel activity. Bases 1 to 2010 code for a protein of 669 amino acids. The transcript is spliced from 10 exons.